Molecule: messenger RNA, 1246 nt
Organism: Babjeviella inositovora NRRL Y-12698
Lineage: Eukaryota; Fungi; Ascomycota; Pichiomycetes; Serinales
Exons: 1
Coding region: 204-851 (215 amino acids)
Cellular component (GO): plasma membrane; cellular bud neck
Source: RefSeq, a predicted model, not a curated record
UGCUGGGUGGCUGGCCUCUGCCGCACGCGCCGCACCUUAUAUUUAGCCCCUACACCUCCACAACAGGCGAUCUGAAACAUUCGGCUGUGCCUGCGCCAAGCUAGAAAAGAUUUCAGAACCAACCCAUCCCUUAUUUGCUUUAAACCCACUCUCUUCUAAAUUCGCUUCAAUUCCCAAACAGAUACCACACAUAUACCAAUAUUAUGCUCCUUCCCACAACAACUGAGUUCUGCCCCGCGAGUUUCGUUGAUUCGCUCCGCGCACGUAGCUUCGCAUCGGAUGUGGUGUCUACCGCAGACUCGUUCAAAUCGUGGGACACGUGUAUGGGCAACAAGACCUGCAAGAUCAUUGUGAUUGUUUUAAUCGUGAUCGGUGCGCUUCUCGUUCUCUGGGUCGUGAGCACCCUUCUUCGCUGUCUCUGCUGCGGGGUCGCCUGCCUCGAGGCCUGCUGCUUUUGCUGCUGUCGCCGGACCACCCCGCGCGGGAUGGAGUCCCUGAAUCUGGCCUUCAACAACCCGAACAUGUACCCGACAAUGUAUCAGCCAGCAGCGCAACCAGCGCCCGUAUACUUCUCACAGGAGCCGGCGUACGCACCCGUCAACAAGGUAUCGUAUGGCUACGUACACGACGGGCACGGUUCGGAUGAUGACUAUAAGGAAGGUAUCAUGAUGCAGAGUAUUCCCGCACGCACAAACUCUGGCUACCGUGGUACGGAGCGUGGGGAAGAUCCGUUUAAUAACUCGCACGCGUACAACGCGAAUCCUUAUGAAAGCUAUGACGCUUAUGAUGGGUAUCUGCAACAGCACCAGAGCCAAACUCAAAGACGGGGGGAAAACAGCACCUACUAUUAGGGGAUUAUGACCGAGAGGAGGGUAAAACUGGAUAAACCCGUUGAUGGCGUAUCAAGCGUUCAGAGCCAUUUUAAAGUGCUGCAUGGUUGAAAAAAUGCUAAAGCUCCAGGUCGAGAUAUACAAACCAUAUAUUAUCAUGCGCUUUUGGAGUACUCCAAAUGAAACAUCUAAAAGCCACGUCGCGCUAUGUAACCUCCAAGAUUGACAGUACAGUGAAGGUAUGAGCCAAGUAGGUUUAUUAUGGUGUGAGAUAGAUGAAAUAACAGUAUUAAGGUUGGUUUUUCUAAGCUACUGAUUCAUUGGCUUGGAGCAGCAAAAGUAGCUGGGAGGUAAGUUAGAAUAGCCGUCUUGUGUAGAGAUAUAUGGCGAAUUGGCGUAAAUAAAUUAAAGUCCAU